AUCUGGAGAAAGCAGAUGUUGCACUUUUUUGGAGCUGGCCUGGCGCUGCGUUUCCGCGCUGUCAUUGUUUCCGUUUCCACCUCCCUGUAGCCUCACGCCUCCACAUAUCGCUCUUGUUUGGCCUCGAAUCCGUUACAGUGCGCUUAGUUUGGGGUUAUCUGAAGUUUGUAGAGAGUUAAACACUUCUUUUUUUUCCAGCAAUGGGGGACAUCGAGGCUCCCAGCUCGACUCGGCCGCGCCAGACUGUCCUCUCCUCGAUUCUUCCGAGCAAAGAGUUUGUCUCCUCGAGGAAAGGCAUGCUGCUUAUUGCUGAAGUGGCUCUGUCCCUUGUGUCCUUCGUGUGUUUCGCCGCCUCUACAGCAGCAGCCUUUGUGACCGUCCCCCUGCUGGAGUUUCUGGCCGCUCUCUUCCUGUUGUUCGCUUACUCCACCAAAUUCAAUGAGAGGUUUAAAGGCUUCUUAUGGCCGCUCAUGGAUUUCAUGAGAUGUGUCACUGCCUCCAUCAUCUUUUUCAUCAUCUCCAUCAUUGCAGUCUCCAAAUAUGUGGAUGGUUCUUCUAAGGCUGCCGGGGUGUUCGGGUUUAUUGCCACCAUUGUCUUUGCUUUAGAUUUUUAUCUCAUUUUUAAUGAGCUGGCUGAUUUCCUGAAGCAAGGAGGGGCGUCCAAUGACGAACCAACAGGACAGCAAGAUGAGUUUUCAGACUCUGAUUCUGACUGAGACGUCAGGGAUCUUCAUCAGUGGAUAUGUUUGAUCAGACACAAAAGUCUCCUGGGGAAACAAAUGGUGACCACAGAGCUGCACUCUGCAAAGAUCUGCACUCUGCAAAGAUCUGCACGUGUGUUAUGAUAAAACAAGGUUAUAAUGCAAAAUAUGGACAAAAAUUACAUUGUGAGCAUGAUGACCUUAAAGCUGUGAAAUCGUGGCAUCAUUUUAUUGAGUUCUUAGAGAUGGGUUUUUAUGACCUACAUGUGGGAGCAGUUGUUUUAAUUUGAAAUAGUGACUUAUAUCAAACUUUAGGGCCUGCAGGGGGGAUCUGAUUAACCGACAUCUAACUACAACACUACAUUAAUGCCCUUAGCGAAUGAAGAUUUUAUUCUAGAAAUGAAGUUGUAUUUUAGCAAAUUGAGCUUUAUAAAAAUGGAAAGACAACAGGCCCACAGUAAGUGAGUGUGGCAGCAACAUGAUCUAUAAAAUUCAACAUAUUUCUCUAAAAAUAAUGUGUGUACACUGUAUAGAAGAACAGAUGAGUUUCAGGUUGGCUGGUUACAACCUCUGUUUAUUGUCUUACUCUUUGCUUUUCUCUAUGUUGGACUUUGGUCUUGUCAGAGUUUAAAACCUUUCCUGGGUUCUGAAUUCAUGAACCUCAAAGCAGAAAAAAAUACACAUUUUCAAAUUGAAUUAAUGCUGAUCCCUUCAGUUUAUCUUCUGCAUUUGCAUCCAACAAGCUGUGUUAGUGUGUGUGUGUGCAUAACUGUGGAAACAGUGCAUUGAAGCCACUCAAAGCAUUAUCAUUAUGUAAAGUAUGAAAUAUCCUACAUGUGGAUAUUGUUUUGUGUGUUUGCUUUUUUUUUGUAGUCACGUAGUGUGUGUGUGUGUGUGUGUGUGUGUGUGCGUGUGCGUGCGUGUGUGUGGGGUUCUUUCACAGCCACUUCUGAGAAAUCAGACACUCCUGAUCGCCACAAUGACUGUUAAUAUGGUACACACUGCACUACAUGAGUGAUAUAACAGCACUGUGAUCAAAAAAAACAAUUUGCACCAGUGGUUUCAAAUGUCCUUGUCACCUAUUAAGAAGUUUGGCUUAUUCACAGUUAAACUUUUUCUUUUUUGAAUUUGCAAUGAUAUUGGAUUAUUCUUAACCAUGGAGCCUGUGUGGUAGCAUAUUGAAAGUUUUUUUUUGUUCUGUGUUUUUGAAUUUUGUUUCAAUGUGGCUUAGUCAGAAUUAGGAAAAAAUAGCUAUUUGGACAAAAAAUGCGAGAAAGCUCCUUAUGUGCUAACUUGUGCAUAUCUCAAAAGAUGUCAGAAACAGGCUUUGGUUGAUGCUAAUCUGUGAGUAAUGUGAUAUGUUUGUAUUGUCCCACGAGAGCUGCACAUCCCCAUAUCUUUUACUUUCAACCAAAUGAUCAUACAUUGUUUAACACCACAAAGAGAAAAAUACAUAAUGGUUGUGUUUAUCUGAAAAUAUAUGUUUUUUUUUAUUCGACAUGAAGUAAGGUCAACCAUAGUUGGUGUGUAUAAAAAUCGUAUUAAAAUCAGGGGUUGCCUGAAUUAUUAUACAUCAAUCUUCUUGCUGAACUUUUAAGUCAAAUUGUAUUUCUACUCUCCUUGGCACUUCUCUGCAAAAAAUAAAAUAAAAAAAAUGCUUGAAUAAAAAACC
This is a messenger RNA of Labrus bergylta (ballan wrasse), 2373 nucleotides long. It is a transcript of the gene cmtm3, whose product is annotated as CKLF-like MARVEL transmembrane domain containing 3. The record is from RefSeq and is a predicted model, not a curated record. Lineage: Eukaryota; Metazoa; Chordata; Actinopteri; Labriformes; Labridae. Gene Ontology annotation, cellular component: membrane.